CUUGGCGUUUAUCGGUUAUUACUGAUAAUGGUUUAAUCAGUUGAGCCACUGUUGCCAUUGGCAACUCGUUCUGUCACUAUCAAAACGUAAAAAACGUAAUUUUAGUUUUUCUUGUGUUCUCAAAUUAUGAAAUAUAACUUUUUAAAACCAUUUCUUUCUGCUUCAUCCAAAUCAGUUAUUACAUUUACAAGAGCUACUUGUUCUAAAGUAUCUUAUAUUCAAGGACAGUCACCACAUAAAAAUAUAAGAGAAUAUUUCUAUUAUAUAGAUCAUCAAGGAAUGCUUUUUUUGGAUGAUGCUAGAAUGAAAAACUUCACUUCUUGCUUCAAAGAUAAAGAUUUUCUUGUUUUCUUCUUCAAACGAAUUCGUCUCAAUAACACGUCUAGGUAUGAAUCUUCAUUUCCAUAUGUUUCACUGUGUGGCAGGGAAAGGAAUUACAUUCGAUGUGAUGAUGUCCCUAUUGUAUAUACACAUAUAAUAAAUAAUGAUGGUCAAGACAUAUUUUGCUAUGGACACGCUGGAGAUCUUAUGUUUAAUAAUUUUUUGCCUGAAAAACUCUUCAUGGAUCCAGAAACUGGGAGAAUGUAUCAUCCCUGUCAUAAAACUGCUGGAUCGAUUGGUCUAGUCGCUUCUAAAUUAGCUAUUCAGCUCAGCAAACAAUUGAAGUUUGAGAAUGGUGAAGAUAAACCUCCUACUCAUUUUUUUUGGAAAGAUGUUUUCCAUACUUUAGAUACAAGCUGGUAUUUCCUUAAAAAACAGGAGAUGGCCGAAAAAAAUUAAGUAUCUUAAUUUUAAAUAGUCAUUUACAUAAAUUUAACAUUUAUUAAAUGAUGAAACAAAAUAUUCAUGAAAAUACUUUUAAGAAGUUAACAAAAUUAAUUUUCAACCGAUAUUUUUAUAUUUCUCCUAUGGUAAGUAGCAGACUUAAAAUAAUCUAGAAUUUUUAUGAGGUUAGUAUUGUCAUUUUAUGUAAUUAUUCGUUGAGAAGGUAAGCUUUAUUUAUUUUAGAAACAGUGCUCUCCCUUAAGAAAUUUAUAAUAAGUUACAACAUGUUUGGCUCCUUUACUAUUAUCAUGUGCCAAGUAAUCAAAACUAAAAUUUCGUCAUAAAAACUAUCUUACAGAUUUUUUUAUGUUUUUGUACCAAACUAAAAUUUAAAUGUUUACAUUUUAUAUAUUUUUGUAUAUUAACAUGUUUAUUGAUGGUCAACUUCACAGGUUUCAGUGUUAAUUAAAUUAUGAGUUAUAAAUAAUCUCAUCAAGGCCUGCAAAAAAUUUUAAUGUGAAUUUUAAGUACAUAUCAAACAUAAUAAUUAUACAAGAAGCCUAAGAGAAUUAUUAAAUUAGGAAUUACAGGAUGCAAUCAAAUCUUAAAUAUAUUUUUUCUUGAAACUAACAUUACAGUUACAUCUUUGGAAUUGACCAUCAAUAUAUAUGUAGUCUAGUUUAUGGCCUCAUGGGAUCAUAAUCUCAUAAUUGUUAAUAAUUUGUAUAAUACAAUUCGUUGUUUAUCUUGCA
Nezara viridula (southern green stink bug) is the source of this 1517-nucleotide messenger RNA. NCBI's taxonomy places the organism in Eukaryota, Metazoa, Arthropoda, Insecta, Hemiptera, Pentatomidae. The record is from the annotation of a GenBank genome assembly.